AACGGUUUCCACAGAGCAAAUAGAGACAGAAAAAUGGCGGACCUCAGGAAAAUCUGUCCUGAGUUUUUGCCCUGCCGUGUCAACUAUUCACGAAAACCGUCAAUUCAGGCGAAGCUUUUCAUCCUUCUUUGCAUUCUCAUAGUGGACUCCGGAGGAGCUACGACUCACUGGGUCGUCACAGAGGACGGGAAAAUACAACAACAAGUUGACUCACCAUUAAAUCUGAAGCAUCCGCAUGAUGUUGUGAUUUUCAUGAGACAAGAGACUCGUGUUAACUACCUCAAGAAACUUGAGAAGCAGCUAGUGGCACAGAAAAUUCACAUUGAGGAGAAUGAGGACAGAGACACAGGGCUGGAGCAGAGACAUUACAAAGAGGAUGCAGACUGUGUUAUGGCUAAGGUACCCCUGGGAGACCUUGACCUUUAUGAUGGAACUUAUAUUUCCUUGGAAAGCAAAGAUAUCAGUCCUGAAGACUAUGUGGACUCCCGAUCAGCACUUCCCCCAGAUCUAGAAAAACCUGACUGUGCGAAGGUGUUUGAACUGCCUUACAGUAUCCAUGCUUUCCAGCAUCUCAGGGGUGUGCAGGAGAGGGCCAACCUGACCUCCCCACUGCUUUCUAAGGAGGAUCCCAUUUUUAGUUCAUUGUCUCAUAAACUGGGCCGCAGUGUUGAUGAAGUGGGCCAUCGUAUCCAUCAAGGGUUACUAAGGAACUCAUCGUCCUGGGUGCUCUACAAUAUGGCGUCAUUUUACUGGCGGAUGAAGAAUGAGCCUCAGAGGGCAGUGGACUGUGUGGUGCGCGCUCUGCAUUUCUCCCCAAGGCAGCACAAGGAUGUCGCCCUGGUCAACAUGGCCAACAUCCUGCACCGCGCCCACUUCUCAGCAGAUGCUGCUAUUCUCGCCCACGCUGCCCUGGACCUUACCUCAGAUCUGUUCACCAGCCACUACACUUUAGGCAACAUUUACGCUAUGCUUGGGGAAUACAACCACUCAGUGCUGUGUUAUGAGCAGGCACUGCAGGCCCAGCCAGGCUUCGAGCAGGCCCUGAGGAGGAAACAUGCUGUGCUCUGUCAGCAGAAGCUGGAGCAGCGCCUAGAAGCCCAGCACAGAUCCCUGCAGCGGACUCUGAAUGAGCUAAAGGAGUACCAGAAGCAGCACGACCACUACCUCCGUCAGCAGGAGGCCCUGGACAAACACAAGCUGCUGCAAGAGGAGCAGAUCCUGCGCAACAUUAUCCAUGAGACCCAGAUGGCCAAGGAAGCCCAGCUUGGAAAUCAUCAGAUGUGUCGCCUGGGUCAGCAGCAGCGCAGCCUCUACUGUCCCUUUGACCUUCCUGUGCGCUAUCAUCGUGGGGAUCUGUUUGAGCAUGUUCACUAUGUCCAAUUUGGUGAAGAAGUGUCUGUUGCAUCAAGUGUCGCGCUUGUGUCGGAGCGCAACUCCAACCAAACAGCAGCCAGCCCCCAGCUUCAUCCCUCUGUGUCUGGAGACCAGGACCCUGCUACUGCUCUGUGGGGCAGUCAGCAGGAUCAUACACAGGAUAUACAGAGGAUGUUGUGGCCUCAGAGGACUGACUGUACACAUGAAUACCCAAGUGUUCCCCCUUCCCACCUGCUGCCAACCUUCUACCUUCCACUCGAAACUCAGGGCCUCAGCCCUGUGGCAACUGUCCUCUACGGGAGCAGCAGCCCUCCUCAGACAGUAGCUGAGCCAAACUGUGGUCCCGUACCCCAACCAUAUUCAGCCCUCCUUCCUGCCUCACUAGACUGGCCUCUGGAAGAAAAGGAGCUGCCAGAUCCCUUUGCCUUCCAGAUACUGCAGUCACGCAGUGGAGGGUGGACACUGGAGAAGAUCGGCUCCAGAAUAGCUCAAGCUAUAAAACAAGCUGCUGUACCUCGCUGGCAGAUCCACAACGAGGCAGCCCUAUUCUGGCGGGCCAAAGGCAACGGCAGCCAUGCCCUGCAGUGUCUGCGCCAAGUGUUGGGCUCAGCUCCGCCCUCCCACCGCCAUUUGUCCCUUACCAACGCUGCUAACCUGCUGCUACACCAUGGCUUGACCACCCACGCAGAAACACUACUGGAGCAAGCACUGGCUCUCAAUGCUUCAGAGCCCCACACCCAGCUCAGCAUGGUGAGCGUGCAGUUGGCCCAGGGCAACAUGACAGGUGCCCUGGCCUUGUUCCGCCACAUCCUGGUGACAGCCCUUUCCUCCUCUACUUCCUUUGCAUCCCUGGCUGGCUGUGAACAGUGCCGCAGCAGCCUGCCCCUGCUGCGUUGUCUGCAGUUUUACCCUUCCCUUUACAAUCUUUCACACAGACCACCCUGCUCAGAUGGUGCUGCCUGCAUGACUGAAGAGGAUCUUGGUAUACAGCUGGAGGAAUGGGAGGGCAGCGAGGAGAAGCAGGAUGCACCGACCAUUUCAGCCAUGGAGGACUCAUUGCUCUUUGAGAAGGUUAUCUUGGACAGUAAUGGAUCAGGUGAGGCAGGUGGACAGCAGCAGUCUUCUCCUUCUCCUUCUCCUUCGGGAGCAGCUCAGAUGACCUCGUCAUUUGGAAGUGGAGGAGUGGAAGGAGAAGAGGAGUGGCAGCUGAAGGAGGACCUGAUGGGAGCUUUUGAGGGAGCGCUGGAUGUUGGAGGGAAACGAGGGGACCUUAGAGGUAUCCGAGUGCUAAAGAACGACCGUGUAAUGGGUGCUCGCUCCGGCGGGGGGCCUUGUUUUGGAAACUGUGAGGAUGAUGAGGGAGCUGAAUGGAUUACCUUCCAGGUAAAGCGGGUAAGAAAGGCCAAAGUUGACGGUACAGAGAGUGUUGCCAGCUCUGAUGACAGCCAGAUGGUGGAGUCACUGCCUGGAGGACACUCUGUCUUAGAGAUAAGCGGGCCAACAAUCCCAUCACCUGGCCCUUCAGGUCGCUGGAGGGAUUACACAAGUCUUGGCUGGCCUGGACCAGAGGAGUGCCAGCGGACACGAAGAGUAGACCUCACCACUGUAGCGAGCACCUGGCUGGCUGUGUCUGCCAAGAACAUUGAUAUCACAGAGCACAUAGACUUUGCCACUCCACUCCAGGAGCCAGCUGCUGAACCUUUAUGCAACGCCAACCUCGCUGCCAGUAUGCACACCUUGGACCACCUGUCUGGGGUCGCCAAUCGAGCCGCCAUCCACUACACUGGAGAGAGCCAGCUACGUGAGGUCCUGCAGAACCUUGGCAAAGAUAAGUUUUCCCCUCAGUCCUUUGAGCAAGUAGGAACACGCAUCGCUAAAGUUCUGGAGAAGAAUCAGACAUCCUGGGUUUUGUCCAGCAUGGCUGCUCUGUACUGGAGAGUAAAAGGUCAAGGCAAGAGAGCGAUCGACUGCCUGCGCCAGGCCUUGAACUACGCUCCUCAUCAGAUGAAGGAUGUGCCCCUUAUCAGCCUGGCUAACAUCUUCCAGAACGCUCGCCUGUGGGAGGACGCUCUCACAGUCGCUCGUAUGGCUGUAGAAAUCGCUCCACACUUUGUCGUGAACCACUUUACCCUUGCCAACGUCUAUAUAGCAAUGGAGGAGUUUGAGAAAGCCAUGCGCUGGUACGAGUCCACUUUGAAGCUGCAGCCAGAGUUCGCCCCCGCCAAAGAUCGACUAAGAACCAUUCAGUGUUACCUGCUCACCAAGAGGGAACGCCGCCAGCCCUAAACCAGCUAAUUUAAUCCCAGAAGUACCCCGCGGUCAUGCACACAGCAGAAAAGAACAUUUUCGCAGACACAUGCAAACAAAAUCAUCUGAAGACCACAGAUAACUUACACAGAGUAGCGGUGUGAGAAACCUCAGUGUGGUUCAAGAUAAGAUAUCAAGAUCAGGAGAACCUGGGUUCUUUUUUUAAGAUCCAACUCCCCAAAGAUUAAGCUUUUAAAAGUACAACUGUAGAUAAUUUUACCCAUAAUCCCAUCUGAUAAAUGCUGGACCUCUUGUGAUCUCAGAUCAAGAUGAUAUAAAGGCCCAUGUUUGCUUAACUUGCAAUAAAUGGAGGUGGGUUGAAAUUAAACAACAUCCUCAAUUUAUGGUUAAUUUUUCUUCUGUUUUUCAGUUUUAAUUUGGGAUAAUUGGAAGAAGAGAUCUUUUUAUGUCAUUCUUCAAUAUUUCAUCACUUUUUUUUUUAAAGAUGUUUAAACCUAGGAUGUCCCUAGGGUAAUAAUAUUCUUGAGCCUGACGAUGGCGCUGUGUUUCAAUGUAGCGUAAUUGGACUUUUAAAAUGAAAAGAUUGUAUUCAGUAUCUGUUUAAAUCUUUUGCAGAGAUGGUCAGGGAUCUGCCUCUAAACUCAGAGGUUAAAGGAGUCGAACGACCUAAACCCUCAGUGUUCCUGCUUCAUCAAAUGAAUGAGAAUCCUCAGUUUUUUGCACUUUUAAUUUCUAUAUCAUUCCUAUUUAUAUGGGACCUACAAACUGUCUGAUUUUGCUCCAAGGUAAUUUAAAUACUAAAGAAAGAAACUCAAAUAUGCUAUUGCAUUCGCUUCGUAACUUAAGGAAAUCACAAGGCAGAAAAGGAUUUGCCAUUGACCAUCUAUAAAAAAAACUCUAAAAGUGGAAUCUGUAUUAAAUGUACAGUAUUAAAGGCAGUGUGUGGAUUUCA
This is a messenger RNA of Cheilinus undulatus (humphead wrasse), 4594 nucleotides long. RefSeq names its product tetratricopeptide repeat domain 17 (gene ttc17). Gene Ontology annotation, cellular component: actin cytoskeleton; cytoplasm. The transcript has 25 exons. Bases 34 to 3660 code for a protein of 1208 amino acids. The record is from RefSeq and is a predicted model, not a curated record. Gene Ontology annotation, molecular function: protein binding. Lineage: Eukaryota; Metazoa; Chordata; Actinopteri; Labriformes; Labridae. Gene Ontology annotation, biological process: actin filament polymerization; cilium organization.